Molecule: messenger RNA, 572 nt
Organism: Penicillium brasilianum
Lineage: Eukaryota; Fungi; Ascomycota; Eurotiomycetes; Eurotiales; Aspergillaceae
Source: the annotation of a GenBank genome assembly
CUGCACCUUCCGACAAACAACCUCUUCAAUUCACCCUCCCUAUUUUACUAUACAUCGCAAUGGCCGAUUCCAGCGAGACCCGGCCGGUCGCGCGGGCUACCAAGCCCGUGAGCGAGGCUCUGCUUAACGAGAAGUGGGACCGCGCCAUUUCCUCGAUGAUCAUCAAGUCCUCCCUCGGCCUGUCCUUCGGUGUUGUUUUCUCCGUCCUUCUGUUCAAGCGGAGGGCCUGGCCUGCCUGGGUUGGCCUUGGCUUCGGUGCUGGCCGUGCCUGGGAGGAGGCUGACGCUUCUUUCCGCCGGGGUGAUUCUCCCGUCAGAGAUGCGCUGCGCCGGUAGAGAAAAUAUCACGGCUUCCCAUCGUGUACGAUACCUUGUACAGAAGUCAAAUGAUUGGCAGGCAGAAAGGAAUCAACCUAUUUUAGAUCAGUUUCUCAUCAUUGCGGCCUAGCGGAAUGGUAGCUUUCACGGCAUCUCGAUGAGAAUGUGGAGGCUUCAGCCUCGACGAUUUAAAUCCUUCUGUAUAGCUCUGUUUCCUUUAUACCUUGCUCAAAAUUAGUAGAAUAUGAGUCCGAU